UUUUUUUUGAAGAGUCCGUUUCUACACAAUUCUUUAUAUAUUAUCCCUUAACUCUUAUAUUUAUGAUGUAGAAGAUUUAGUUUUUCAUACGGUCUCUUAUACUUAAAAAUUAAAACCAAUGGCAAUAGUUUGUAUAUGUCCUAACAUGUACAUGAGCUUAAUCCUAAAAUUUACUUUUGUCAAAAAUAUCUAAAUAUAAAAUAUAUGUGCAAUCUAAAUAAUUUAACAAGACAACAGAGGCGACGAGUUUAGAAUCAUUAGAACUAGUUCACAUUGAUUUUUUCGAGAGAAAUGGAAUAUUGACAAAAGAAGGGACAAGAUAUUUCAUGAUAUUGAUAUCGAUGUGUACUUGUUUAAAAUAAGAGAUGUGUAUCUUAUCUAUUUCAAAAUCUAUAAAAACAAAAUUAAAAAAUCAGUUUGAAAGAAUGAUUAAACGCCUGAGAUCUGAUCAUGAUGGAGAGUAUUUGCCAAACGAAUUUAACUCAUUCUGCGAGGAACAUGAUAUCAUUCAUGAAAAGGAACGUCCCUAUUCUCCACAUACCAAUAGGAUUGUGUAAAGUAAUAACAGAAUUCUAAUGGAGAUGGUUAGCGCUAUGUUAGAAACAUCGAGACUCUCCAACUAAGGUCUUAUUCGGUUAAUCCCGUUAUCCAUGUAUUGGAUGAGAUUAGAAAAAUUUAAGGAGUUUAACUUACUUGAGAUUUAAUUUCACCCAAUCCCACUCAAUCCACAUGAAUUGAGAGCUAAUCGAACAAGCCCUAAUGAUAGGUGAGGCUAUAAUGUCUGUGUGUCAUGUGCUAAAUAGAGUUACCAUGAAAAAUAAUAAAAAACACCAUUUGAUGAAUGAGAAAAGAAAAAAAAAAUGAAUUUCUCUUGUCUGCGAACUUGGGCCUGUAUGGCUAAGUCAUUGUGCCAAUCCUAAAGAGGCGCAAACCUAGACCUAAAUAGAGAUAAUUUAUCCUUUUAAAGUCCUUGUGUUUGGUAAUUUAAGAACCAAAAGAGAGUAAGAGACUAACAAUUUGUCUAUAGAAACCAAACACUCUUUACUUUGCUAGCCACAUUAUCGAUACAUUCCUACCCUAAUAUUAUCUCAGUUCAUAAAUAUAUGACAGCGUUAUUUUUUUUCGAAAAUUUUAAUCAUUCGUCUUAUUCAAAAUAUUUAUUUAAAAUGUAAAAUUUCAAGUCAAACACAAACUAACUUAAGUGAUAAAACAAAUCAAAAAAAUAAAUAAAUAACAACUCAUUAUAUUUAAUAAUACAAAUGGUUAAAGUUUUUUGUUUUAAAUUCAGCGGUGUCAUAUAUUUAUGAAUGAAGAUAAUAUUUUCUUUUUUGUCCUGUGCCACUUACAACAAAAAAAAAUAAUCCACAAAAAUCGCAUUCGCAUAUAAAAUGGCAAAACCAAUGUGUUCUCGUCUCAGUAACAUUUUGGUGCUAAAUCAAAUGGAAUGCUUGCAUUUUCUUCCACUUGUAUUUUUUACCACGGAAAACAGCAAGUAACACGUCUGGUCGUCCGAAAUCACGCGGCAUCGCCAUCUCCAGUUCAGCAGUUCUUCACCGCUCCACGAGACAACACAACCCAUCUCUGCGACCUGCGACAACUACACGAAACCACUUGAUUUCUGAAAGGCAGGCCACAUAUAUACCGGUUCCUCACAGAGCGUCGUCGCCCGGUCGCCGUCCGUCCCACCACCGGAUCCCGCCCACCCGCCAGAUCCAGGUGUCCAGAUCCCCGAAGGGCGAAGGCCUGAACCCCUGCGCAUAUCCCCAUGGAGCCCUCGCCGGCGCAAGCGGGCGCGUCGGACCGCGACCGCUCGCCGCCUCCGCCCCCGCCACCGCCGUCCCAGUCGUCUACCGCAGCGACGAUCUCAUCGCCGCUUGCCGUCGUCUGCAGUUUCUGGAAAGAUUUUGAUUUGGAGAAGGAAAGAAGUGGAUUGGAUGAGCAAGGUUUAAAGAUUGCGGAGAAUCAAGAAACUAGUCAAAAGAACAGGCGUAAGCUUGCUGAGAACACACGGGAUUUCAAAAAGGCAUCAUCAGAUGAGAAACUCAGUUUACUCAAUUCUUUGCUGAAGAGUUAUCAAGAGGAAGUUGAUAACCUCACAAAGAGAGCAAAGUUUGGAGAAAAUGCAUUUCUCAACAUCUAUCAGAAGCUCUAUGAAGCUCCUGAUCCAUAUCCAGCUCUUGCUUCAAUGACUGAUCAAGACCAGAAAUUGUCUGAACUGGAGACUGAGAACCGUAAGAUGAAACUAGAGCUUGAAGAAUACCGUGCUGAAGCUGCACACUUGAAGAACCAGCAGGCAACAAUUAGGCGACUUGAAGAGCGUAAUCGCCAACUGGAACAGCAGAUGGAGGAGAAAGUAAGGGAGAUGGUUGAAAUGAAGCAGCGAAGCAUGGCUGAGGAUAGUCAGAAAACUCUAGAAGCCCUGAAAGAUAGGGAACGGUCAUUGCAGGACCAACUAAGGCAAGCUACAGAAAGUGUAAAGAAUAUGCAAAAGCUACAUGAAUCGGCGCAAAGCCAAUUGUUUGAGCUUCGCACUCAAUCAGAGGAGGAUCGAGCUGCAAAGGAGGUUGAAGUCAGCCUUCUGAUGGAUGAAGUUGAAAGGGCUCAAGCACGAUUAGUCAGUCUUGAGAGGGAAAAGGGGGAUCUGCGUUCACAAUUGCAGACAACUAAUGAGGAUGCAAGCAAAAGUAGUGACUAUUUGGAAUCAAGUGAUAUACUUGAGAGUUCCUUGAACGCCAAGGAGAAGAUUAUUUCGGAGUUGAAUGCAGAACUUCGCAACAUUGAAAGUACUUUAUCAAGUGAGAGAGAAAUGCAUGUGAACGAGCUUAAGAAGUUGACUACUUUACUCACUGAACAGGAAAGUGCUCUUAUGGAGUUGAAGAAAGAACUCCAGGAAAGACCUACACAAAAACUGGUAGAUGAUCUCAAGAAAAAGGUUCAGAUUUUGCAGGCUGUUGGUUACAACUCCAUUGAAGCUGAAGACUGGGAGCUUGCUACUAAUGGUGAAGAAAUGAGCAAGUUGGAAGCAUUGCUUCUAGACAAGAACCGUAAAAUGGAGCAUGAGCUAACACAACUGAAGGUUAAAAUAUCAGAGAAAACAAGUGUUCUUGAGGAAGCUGAAAAAAGGAUUGUUGAACUAACUUCAAAGGUUGAAGAGCAGCAAAAGCUGAUUUUGAAACUUGAGGAUGACAUACUAAAGGGCUACAGUUCAACUGAUAGGAGGGGCUCACUCUUGAAUGACUGGGAUAUUCAAGAAAUCGGCUCAAGUGAAGCAUCUGAGGGCUCUGAUCCAAGGCAUGCAUCGGCAGAUCAAGAUCAAAGUUCGAUGCUCAAGGUCAUUUGCAACCAGAGGGAUCGUUUCCGUGCACGUCUGCGUGAAACUGAGGAGGAACUGAGGAGACUAAAAGAGAAGCAUGAGAUGCUGACUGUUGAACUGGAAAAAACUAAAGCUGAUAAUGUGCAACUGUAUGGAAAGAUUCGAUAUGUCCAAGACUAUAGCCACGACAAGAUUGUUUCCAGGGGACCAAAAAAGUACGCAGAAGAUAUUGAAAGUGGUUCUUCUGAUGUUGAAGCAAAGUACAAGAAAAUGUAUGAGGAUGACAUAAACCCGUUUGCUGCUUUUUCAAAGAAGGAAAAGGAUCAGCGUUAUAAGGAACUUGGUUUAAGAGACAAAAUCACACUUAGUAGUGGCCGUUUUGUCCUUGGUAACAAAUACGCACGGACGUUUAUAUUCUUCUACAGCAUCGGAUUGCAUCUCCUUGUAUUUACAUUACUGUACAGAAUGUCAGCUUUGAGCUAUCUCAACACAACAACUCAGCAGGAUGAAAUCAUUCUGGAUGCUGGUAAUCAGAGGCUAACGCACAUGCUUUAGGCCAAGUUCCAUAUAACAGUAGAAAAAGAGGCUCUCUGGGUUUUGAUCUAUAGAAUCUUUGGACAGGAUCGUUGCUGAGAUUGCUAUUGAUUUGUUUGCUUUGUACCCUUAAGCGCCUUGAUAUGUUUCUGUAGAUAAAAAGAAAAAAAAACCUGUUUUGGGGGCAGGCGUGGGUGCGGCAUGAGCUUUGAACUAUGUAAUACUGUUGUACUGCCAAUUUACCAUUUUGUUGGUAAAUGAAAGCACACUUGUCACAAAGGUAUACGGUAUGCCAUACCAUCACUACAUCGUUUAGAGUGAAAUGCCUCUAAACUUUUUCUGCA
Molecule: messenger RNA, 4191 nt
Organism: Zea mays
Lineage: Eukaryota; Viridiplantae; Streptophyta; Magnoliopsida; Poales; Poaceae
Product: protein CASP
Exons: 18
Coding region: 1766-3868 (700 amino acids)
Biological process (GO): intra-Golgi vesicle-mediated transport
Cellular component (GO): Golgi membrane
Source: RefSeq, a predicted model, not a curated record